CUGGCGAUGACAUCAGAUACGUCACUCAGAUCAAUACGGUUGUGGUCCAGGUGUUCCGAGUACGGGAUGGAAAUGGUGAUUACACCAGCGGAUAGAUGUUUACGGGUUAAAGCCUUAAUAAACACUUAAUGGAACGAGGAUUUUAUCUCUUGAGUACUCGAUAAAAUAUGAAGAUGUUUGUUCUGAUGGACUCAGCAUCCCUACCCGGAAUAAUGCUGCUUCUGUUGCAGAUAGCGACAAGUAUCUCUCCGACCUCGGCCCAGAUCGUGGCUGUCAUUGACAAAGAGAAAGACAACCCAGUAGUGAAUUCUAUACUGAAUUCACGGAUCCCCCUGGAGAACCCCACCUAUGACGUCACUGUGAUCCCAGCCGAUAAUAACAACUCCAUAGACACACUGGACCAAGUUUGUAAGGUUAUGAAUACUGGCGGGAUCGCCAUGAUGGAUGCUACUGCUCCGGCCGUCGGUCCUCUCAUUCGCUCAUUUGCUCGGACACUCGGCAUGGCCUACGUCACAUUGGUUGACCAAUCAACGCUACUUCCGGUGGAUUUCCAUCCAGAGCUCCAUCUGGCGGUAGAACCUCCCGGGUCCACCAUGUUCCAUAUCAUACCAGACAUCGUCAAGCACGAAAAUCUCACGAAAGUCGCCAUUUUGUAUGACGAAUCUUUCGACCUACACGUGAUGCCGAAAAGGAUUUUGACGGGAGUACCCACUCAACAUUUGUAUCAAGAGAUUUCCAGCGACGAAGACGCACUGUUUUCCCAGUUAAAGCGUCUAAAAGACCUUGAAAUCAAAGUCUUCUUUGUGCUUAGUGAUUCAACCACGAUCACAGCACUGCUUGGCACGGUCCAUUCCCUGAAUAUGUUCGAGGAAAAGUAUAACUGGUUCAUCCUCAGCAAGAGAUCCAGUCUCAACUGUUAUAAGUGUAAAACCGGAAGUGUCAUACGGAUCAAUGGCCAGCAUAAUUUUGAGAAGUGGGCACACUAUAUCCAGGCCAUCGGAAAUAACCUGCAAAACAUUGAGCUGGACAAUGUGUUUUACUAUGACUUUCAAAUGCUGCUUGGCGAGGUUCUGAAGAGAAUAGAGCCGGCAGAAACAGUGUCUGUACCGAAAGAUGAUUGCUACAACAUCGGCAACUCCACAGACGCAAUGUACCAGCAGAGCAAGCGAAUUAUCGCUGCCUUCAAAGAGAUAACUAGAGACGGUUUGUACGGCGAGAUAGCCUUCGCCAAUGGUUCGCUUCGACAGAAGUUGGUGUUAACCCUCCAGCGCGUGACGUUCAGGGACGGACAGUCCCAGGGAGGCACGCCGCUUGGUAACUGGACAGAGUCUAACGGCCUUGUACUGAAAGUGAAGUCUCUUAUUGAGAGUCAGACAAAGCGAACCCUCAGAGUCGUCAUCGCAGGAAAGUACCCACCGUUUGUGUACGAGAAUAAAAACAGUAGUGACACCAAGUACACUGGCUACUGCCUGGACCUGCUCAACAGGAUCGCCAAAAUUGUCGGCUUCGAUUACACCAUUUACGAGGCUCCUGAUGGGCUAAUAGGAGCUAUGGCCGACGAUGGUACUUGGAAUGGGGUCAUAAAUGAACUCAUCCAAAAGAGAGCCGAUAUAGCUGUAGGACCUAUAUCAGUUAUGGCGGAGCGAGAAAACGUGGUCGACUUUACAGUUCCGUAUUACGAUUUAGUGGGACUUACCAUCCUCAUGAAGAAACCGAAAUUUGAAUACUUCCUGUUUAAAUUCCUGAUAGUACUUCAUCCCCAGGUGUGGCUCUGUAUCAUCGCGGCCUACUUUCUCUUUAGUGUCCUCUUGUGUGCUUUUGAUAAACUCAGUCCAUUCAGUUACCAGAACAAUUUAAAGUUGUGGAAAGGCCACGGACCGGAACCCCGGAUAUUCACGUUAAAGGAAGGUGUCUGGUUUUGCAUGAUGUCCCUUACACCACAAGGUGGUGGUGAGGCUCCACGUGCGUUGUCAGGACGAUUGAUAGCUGCCACCUGGUGGCUGUUUGGGUUUAUCAUCAUCGCGACGUAUACUGCCAACUUAGCGGCACAUCUUACAGUAUCCCGGAUGGAGACGUUGAUCAAAUCUCUGGAUGACCUUUCUGCUCAAUACAAGGUCAAGUAUGGACCACGGAACGGAAGUGCUGCUAUGGUUUAUUUCAAACGGAUGGCAGAAAUUGAGGAACGUUUCUACAGUAUAUGGAAGCAGAUGAGUCUGAACGACAGCCUGGACGCCGUGGAGCGCGCCAAACUAGCUGUGUGGGACUAUCCAGUCAGCAACAAGUAUACGAAGCUUUGGGAGACGAUGAAAGGGCAUGGCUUUUCCAACACACUCGAGGAAUCCAUCGAACAAGUCAUGUCAGGGGAAUAUGCUUAUAUAGGUGACGCGGCAGAGAACAAAUACCAGACGCUGACAAACUGUGAAGUGGAGGCGGUGGGGGAGGAGUUUAGUCGGAAACCUUUCGCCUUUGCUGUACAGGACGGUUCACCUCUCCGGAGCGAGAUCAGUAACGCAAUUUUACAAUUGUUGAAUGAACGCUUCCUGGAAAUGCUGAAGGCACGAUGGUGGACGGACAAUCCCGAAAAGAUCGAAUGUCCAAAUAUUGAAGAUGAGAGUGAAGGUAUCAGCAUCAAAAAUAUUGGUGGCGUGUUCCUUGUGAUUGCCGUGGGAACGGGCCUCGCUCUCAUCUGUUUGGCCUUCGAAUUCUAUUUAUAUCGAUACAAACCGAAACUUGAAGCCAAGCGAUAUGGAGUUGCUAAGAAACAGUCGCGCGCCGAACUGGUCACAAAUGGCGUGAAUGGUUCGUCUACUGUCGCCAGGAAUAGAACGUCUAACGGUACAUUAACGACUACCAUUUCUAACGGUGAGACGUCCCUCUGGCCUGAUAUAACAUUAGACUACAUAAAACUGAAACAAAUGGUAAUUCGACAUAUUUUGCAGAAAGAAUGUGAUUGUGAGUAUAUAUGAACAACUAGAAAACUUCAAAAAAAUAAAAAUAAAAAAAGUAGAGAGAGAGAGAGAGAGAGAGAGAGAGAGAGAGAGAGAGAGAGAGAGAGAGAGAGAGAGAGAGAGAGAGACAUUGUAGUAUAUUUUAGUACAGCCUUGAUGCUAUUGGACAAAAAGAACCCUUAUUCUUCCAUGAAUUGUUGAUGUUGUUAAUAUCAUUUUGCUUACAUAUCUAGAUAAAAGCAAAUGACCUGCACAUUAAUACAGAAAAUAUCACUACUUCAAAAUCGCAUCGCGUCAUCACUUUUUACAGCGUUACUAUGUCAGAAUAUGGUGACGUCAUCAUUUCAUCUUUCGUUCAAUGUGUCAUUUGUGAUAGCAUAAUCCAAUGAUCUCAAUAUUACAAAGCGAAUAUUAAUGGAAAUUUAAGUGUGGAGAAAUUCGGUGUGAUUUACGAAGAGACAUCUGUCUACAUCACGCAGAGCUGAUUUGUUCUUAAUGUAUAUUUUCUUGUGCAAAAACAUUCCACUUUAUUAAGUCCCGACCUGUAAAUGCUUGUUUACAAUGAUUUAAAGAACAAUGGAUGUUCAUGCUGCUUACUUAGUUGUGAGAAAGCAAUCUUAUCUCGGACUGUCGCUCUAGAUCUGUUAACGGAGAAACAGGUGUAUCAUGGAUGGGUUAUGCAUUUUCUCCGAUGAAUUUGAUUGGAGAAAUUACUGGUCACGUGAUAGCUCAUGUUUGUAACGCAACAUUUUAUGAAUGUUGAAAUGAAUAAAGCAGAACGAUUAACCUAACCUGAUUGGGAAUAUUGACACCGUUAUUACAAUAGAGUUAAACAUUGUAAAAUGUGUAUCAUUCAUUGUAUACUCAUAUAAUAAUAACAUUAUUCGGGCUCUUCAGGUCUCUGAUGACAAUCAUCUGUAUAUUUCCCUGAACUAGUCACAUAUGUAAAUAGGUCUGUAGCUCUGUCGUCUGAUGUUGUAUAAAUUUCGGGACAUACGGUUGACAUGAUGUCGUAGUGUAACUAUAAUUAGGAUUGAAACCUAAUGAUGCAGAUCUGUAUUUUGAAACAAAUUCUUUAAUUGAUUUAUUAAAUGGUUUCAUUAAUCAGGAAUCUUAUCUAGUAUUUAAACGGAAUGAACUUAGUUUCACUUCUUACAUAGACAAGUAAAUAACUCCGCCAUCUUGAAAUCAGAAUGAGGAGAGCAUUGCACGAAGUUGUCAUUGUAAACACGAACUUUGUUUCUGUUUCUUUUCAAUUCAUUAAUUGUCAAAUAUAAUUAAGAUAGAAAAAAAGUCAAAUAUGCAAAUCACCUGUAGAUCAUCAUACAUGAUAUAAAUAUUAUAUGUGUAGGUAAUCUGUGUAAGUGUCAAGGUUCUUUAUGAUGUUGAUUUCUAGGUGCUACAUCUCCGACUAAAAUAAUUAAGAUAAACUGAAAAUAAACUUAAGUUGGUGUAUAUCUUAUACAUUGCUGAAGUUACAUAUUUAAUUAGAUUAUCACACAAACAUUUUUUUCUAUCUUUUUAAUUAAAACGAAUAAAUAAUUAAUUGCAUUCCGCAUAAAUUUUGUCUGCCUCGAUAUUUAGUAUGUAUCUUUCGGUCUGAUAGGCGCUCAUUUUAGGGUACUAUUUUUUAUCGAUUUACUUUAUUUAUUUAUUUAUUUGUAAAUUAUAUUUCUAUACGGUGUAUGCCAAUUGAUGUAUUUGUAUGAUAUACAGUUAAACAGUGUCUGUGGUGUAGCAUCUUUAUUUCAUUCCCCUGGUGUUAAAAUGUCUUCAUAUUCGUCCAUAUUUUCAUAAUAUAUACUAGCUAUACGAUUUGCAUUUACAUGAAAUGACACUUUUACAUUUGCCAGUUUCAUUUUCACAGGUAGAAAAUAAAAAUGUGUACUUAUUACUUAUUGUUAUCACCAUAUGUAAAACUUCUUAUCUAAAAAUGUAAAUAAAACCCUUCUUUGACUGU
Molecule: messenger RNA, 4908 nt
Organism: Pecten maximus
Lineage: Eukaryota; Metazoa; Mollusca; Bivalvia; Pectinida; Pectinidae
Product: ionotropic receptor 25a-like
Exons: 15
Coding region: 168-2966 (932 amino acids)
Biological process (GO): monoatomic ion transport; synaptic transmission, glutamatergic; modulation of chemical synaptic transmission
Cellular component (GO): plasma membrane; postsynaptic membrane
Molecular function (GO): transmitter-gated monoatomic ion channel activity involved in regulation of postsynaptic membrane potential; glutamate-gated receptor activity
Source: RefSeq, a predicted model, not a curated record